AUGACUAUUGAUGGAGAAUCUGGUGAAGAUUCAAUUUUGAUAUCAAGGUUUGUGUUAUUUGAUUUUAUUCAAUUAUUUGUUGAAAAAAUCAAACAUAAUCAUAUCAUAAAUUUUUAUCGAAUUUUCAUCUUAAUGUGAAAAAUAAUUGUAUGUGUUUCUGAUGCAAAAAUAUAUACAUACAUUCAUGUAUUUUGUGAUGCGAGGGGAAAAUCAUAACUGAUAUACAAAGAUAAACAAAUAACAUAUGAUGUGACUUAUGCUCAGCCUUAUUGAUACCAAAAAAAAACAUAAUGAUACUUGAUUUUAUCAAUUAGUUUUGCUAGUCUAUUUUUUAGGUUGCUAUUUUUUUGGUUUCUCGUGUUUGUAAAAAAUUUAAAAGUUUUUAGAGUUUCGUUUUUUUCAAGUACGUAAAAAAUAAAACUGAAUAAACAGCAAUCAAAAAGUAGCAAUUUUUCACAUAAAUUUUGCCGAAGCCUAUUAUUUUUGUUCUAAAUUUGGAAAUCUGUUUUCAAAAAUUGAAAAAAAAACGUUGCCACUUGAUGAAAUGUUUUCAAAAAACUAGAUAUUGUUUUUUGAUAGGAACCAGUGAUUUUUGAAAAUCAAUAUUUCAGAUUUUGGAACAGUCUAGGAAAAACUUGAUUUCGAUGAUAUUCUGAAAAACCCGGAACAUUAAAAAAAUGUUGUUCUUUAGACGUAAGAAUCUGAUUAAUCUGCUAUUUUUUCCAUUUGAUAAAACUAUGAAAAUUUAAUAUCGAAUCUUGCUGCUCUCAUUUUUAUAUACAUCUGUAUAGAAAAGUUUUGUGCUCAAAAAAAGAAGGCGAUUUUUUUGUAUUCAAAACUACUUUUUCUUUCAGAAAUUCAGAAAGGUUUUCCUUUCAAAGACUAUACAUAUACCUAUUUUUAGGGUUCAAAUGGAGGAUAACAUGUUCAGUCCCACGAGGCAACAAGUCCCAAGAAUACGAAUCGAAUCAACACAUUCUACAUAUCGGUAGGCCUUUAUUCAGAUUUUCAGAACAAAUAUUUUUUUUUAGCCCUGGAAAAAUCGAAAAACUCAACGGAAUUUACACACUCGCCAUUGUCAUAGCCCAGGUGAAAUCUUUUAUUUUGAUUUGAAAUUGCAAAAUAAAUUUCACUUUUACAGAUUGUUAUGGGAGUUUUGGGAAAUAGUCUAACAUUGAUUGCUGAUGCGACAAGGGUGUUUGCGGAUCAUUUGGAGCAAUAUCGAUUUGAUCGAUCAGCAACACCUGGAAAGAGAUUGACAGGUGGGAAAAAAGAGUGAACAAGUUGAUAAUGAUAUUUUUCAGAAAUCAUAUCAGUUGGAAUUACAGUAAUAGUUUUAUUCGUGCUGUUUGUUGCAUAUAUUUUAUCAGCAUCAGCCAGAGCUGCAACUCUAACUUAUGAUGUAAGUUUGAUUCUUGGGUUUCUGAAGUGUUGAUUCAAACACUCUUGAUUUUUAUCGCAACGUUUCGAGUUUAGAUUCAUAAUCUACCCCCUCAAAUAUGUUUUUUGUUCUCUAUUCAACAUUUUAUGCCAUUCAUCAUUCUUAAAUCCCAAAUCCUUAUUUUUUCAUUAUCCAAUUUGCAGAUAAACCGAGUAUAUUUGAUCAUUGGAACUGGAUUAGCAAUGACCGCCAACACACUUCAAACAUUAUGUCAUUUCAAAAGUAAGACUAAAUCUAAUUAGAGGGAUUAAUAAGACAAAAUUUUAGCCUGGCGACGUGAUCAUACGUACACUAUUACGUUAUACUCAUUUUCAAAACGUAAUCAAUUGAUUCAUGGAUAUGGAUAUCAUUUUAUUGCGUCUUUUGUGCUCGUUUCGUCGUUUCUUAUCAUAGUUGAUGUAAGUACAAGUAUAAUGAUAUAUAAUUAACAGUGAACUUUUUCUUUCACAGAAAAAUUAUCUGAUUGCCGAUGUAAUUACAACGUAUAUCACGUCUUUGCUUCUUCUUUGCAAUCUUUCUUCAACCGGAUAUCGACUUUAUCAUGAAUACUUUUCAUUAGAACAUCCACAAGAUGAGUAUGAAUCUAUCUAA
Messenger RNA from Caenorhabditis angaria, 2032 nucleotides. The record is from the annotation of a GenBank genome assembly. NCBI's taxonomy places the organism in Eukaryota, Metazoa, Nematoda, Chromadorea, Rhabditida, Rhabditidae.